AUGGCGGGCACCAGCGAGCAGCCGCGACUUCGACGAAAUCGACCAUCGUUAAUGAGGCAGAGCGAUGUAAACGACGCCAACGCAAUGUUGAAUCGACGAUCAACCCUCGCAUCCGCGCGCGACCGUCGAGCAGAACCCGUUCAAGAUUCGGGUGAGAAUCUGGGAAGUCUGCCGAAUCUUGCGGAGCUGGAGAAUAGCGGGCUGCGUCUUCGCCGUGAGGACGCCGCUCGCCUAGCGUCGCAGCGUCGUCAGGAAAAACUUCGCGAUCAAGAGGAUCAAGCUCUUCUUAGGGCAAAUCCACUUCGAUACUUGUUUCACCCUGCCUUCAAGGCGUGGCUGGUUCGUUGGAAGGUGCCGAUCUUCCUCGCAGCUGCUAACCUCACAUUACUCUUUCUCUUCUACAACCUGCUCACUUACGAUAGGAGACGUCGUUAG
Cylicostephanus goldi is the source of this 435-nucleotide messenger RNA. NCBI's taxonomy places the organism in Eukaryota, Metazoa, Nematoda, Chromadorea, Rhabditida, Strongylidae. The record is from the annotation of a GenBank genome assembly.